Messenger RNA from Exophiala spinifera, 858 nucleotides. RefSeq lists its product as uncharacterized. The transcript is spliced from 2 exons. Gene Ontology annotation, molecular function: oxidoreductase activity, acting on the CH-OH group of donors, NAD or NADP as acceptor. Bases 1 to 858 code for a protein of 285 amino acids. NCBI's taxonomy places the organism in Eukaryota, Fungi, Ascomycota, Eurotiomycetes, Chaetothyriales, Herpotrichiellaceae. The record is from RefSeq and is a predicted model, not a curated record.
AUGGCCAGAAAUAUCGACGUCCCUGGCGUCGCUUUGAUCACAGGCGCGGCAUCAGGUAUUGGCCGUGCCACAGCCGUAGCAUUCGCCGAGGCAGGAUGCACACGACUCGUUCUUCUAGACCUCAACUCGGCAGGGCUGGAGACUACCAGAACACUCCUCCUCGAGAAAUUCAACCACACAACCAUCCCUGGUGGCUCCGUGAAACCACUCGAAAUCGGUUUUUACCAGGUCGACGUCUCGUCUGCUGAAUCUGUGACCGCUGCCUUCGCCGCGGCAAAAGACAAAUUCAGUCGCAUCGACUACUCGGUCCACUGCGCCGGCAUCCUCGUCUUUAGUGGCGGCAGCGCCGACUGUCCCAUCGAGUCUUUCGACCACCAAACAUCCGUCAUCUACCGUGGCCUGUGGCUCUGCUCUCGUGAAGCCAUCAAGAUCAUGCGUUCCCAGCCCCUCGACAGCGAAGCAUACCCGGACGCCCUCAUCCCGGCGCACCGCGCACAGCGUGGUGCCAUCGUCAACAUAUCAUCUGGCCUGGCGCUGUACACGAUGCCCGGGUCUCCCGCUUACAGUGGCGCCAAGGCUGCGAUACUGGCCAUCACGCGCUCCGACGCUGUCGACUACGCCACCGACCGGAUCCGCGUCAACGCCGUGUUGCCCGGCGUCGUCGACUCGCCUAUGACGAACCCGAGCGCGGAGGUGAGGGCUUGGCUCGAAGCGAACGCCGUACCGAGACACCCUAUGAACCGCUUCGGACACCCAGAGGAAGUCGCCGACGUGUGUCUCUUGCUCGCGGGCAACAAGGCGAGUUAUGUCACUGGAGCCAGUUGGAGCGUUGACGGAGGCUGGGCCGCUGGUCGUUGA